AUGACCCACGACCCUCCCGUCGCCCCGCCCCCGCGCCGCAGCGACAAGAUUGGCGGCAGGCGGGCAGCGGGCGGCGCGUCGUGCCCGCCGGGGGUCGGGCCUGGCGCUGGCAGCCUGGGGCCUAGCGCCAACCCCACCGCGCCCCCCAGCAACGCCGCCGCUUGCGCCCCGUUGCCGCCACCCCCUCCGUCCCCGCCACCAGGGCCCGUUCAGGACGCGCAGGCCGUGGGCGACGAGCGUGACGACGCGGGCCCGGGCGCGCUGCUGCGUUAGCCCGUGUACAACUGGCAGGCCACUAAACCCACGGUGCAGGAGCGCUUCGCCUUCCUCUUCAACAAACGAGGUGCUGUGCUGACGUGCACUUCCUGGUGGGCAAGGGGGCUCAGCUCGCGCUCGGUCCCCGCGCACAGGUCAACCCUCUCUUCUGGCUCAGGUUUGGUGUUAGCUUGUUGCAUUGCUGUCUUUGACGCUAUGUUCAAUGGUGGGAUGGCUACCACAUCCACCGAGAUCGAGUUGCCCGAUGUGGAGCCCGCUGCAUUCCUGGCACUGCUCAAGUUCCUGUAUUCAGAUGAAGUACAGAUUGGGCCUGAGACGGUGAUGACCACGCUGUACACAACCGCCAAGAAGUAUGCAGUGCCUGCGUUGGAGGCGCACUGUGUGGAGUUCCUGAAGAAGCACCUGCGGGCUGACAAUGCCUUCAUGCUGCUCACGCAGGCGCGGCUCUUCGAUGAGCCUCAGCUGGCCAGCCUGUGCCUGGAGAGCAUAGACAAGAACACGGCCGAUGCCAUCGCCGCCGAGGGCUUCACAGACAUUGAUCUGGACACCCUGGUGGCAGUGCUGGAGCGUGACACCUUGGGCAUCCGUGAGGUGAGGCUAUUCAAUGCUGUAGUUCGCUGGUCUGAAGGCCGAGUGUCACGGCAGCACCUUCAGGUGACACCUGAGAACAAGAGGAAGGUGCUGGAGGCCCUGGGUCUCAUCCUAUUCCCCCUGAUGACCAUUGAGGAGUUUGCCGCAGGCCCGGCACAGUCUGGCAUCCUGGUAGACCGCGAGGUGGUCAGCCUCUUCCUGCACUUCACUGUCAACCCAAGCCGCGGGGUGGAGUUUCAUUGACAGGCCCGGUGCUGCCUGCGGGGCAAGGAAUGCAGCAUCAACCGGUUCCAGCAGGUGGAGAGCCGCUGGGGCUACAGCGGCACCAGUGACAGAAUCAGGUUCUCUGUCAACAAGCGCAUCUUUGUGGUGGGCUUUGGGCUCUACGGCUCCAUCCACGGACCCACUGAUUAUCAGGUCAACAUCCAGAUCAUCCACACAGACAGCAACACGGUCCUCGCAAACGACACUGGUUUCAGCUGCGACGGCUCCGCCAGCAACUUCCGUGUGAUGUUCAAGGAGCUGGAGGUCCUGCCCAGUGUGAACUAAUACUGGCCUGCCGCCACACUCAAGGGGCCAGACUCUCACUAUGGCACCAAAGGCCUACGCAAGGUGACCCACGAGUCACCCACCACGGCUAAGACCUGCUUCACCGUCUGUUGCGCUGGGAACAACAACGGCACUUCCGUGGAGGAGGGGCAGAUCCCUGAAGUCAUCUUCUACACCUAGGGCCAUUAAACCCAGGUCGCCCCUCGGCCAUCUACAGGCCUCCCUCCCCACCACGUCCCCAUCACCACGGAAAGGGCUGCCUUGUGUCCACAGGGACAAGUGUGAGCGCUUGCCCAAGGCACUGGGGGGGUUCGGGCCAUGGGCUGGGCCUGUCAAGACAACCCCUCAGUCUUGGGGGGCAGAGUGGUCUUGGCCCUGGAUGGACAGCUGUUGGGGUCAAGGGCGGUGGAUUGGGAGUUGGUGUUUCCCACUCUGGUUCCCUGCAGCUCAGGGCAGCUGGCCAGCUCCGUGCCCAGGGCACUGCAAACCAUUUGUCCGUUCUCUUAAACUGCACAUUGCAAUGCAUUCAAGCCCACUCUCAGCUGGAGCCUGCGCUUGGGCCUGUCUUCCAGCCGGCGGUUUGGGUUUCAUGUUCCCUUCUGUUCUCUGCUGCUCCUGGGGACCCCAGGGCCUGACCUGUGUGCACUGAGGCCACCUGGACAUGGGCAAGUGCAGGGCACUGGUCAGUCCUGAGCAGCCUCGGAUGGGGCUACUGGGCCUUGCUGAAGCUCUACCCAGGGUGUGUGACACGUGGGCCAUCGUUCCUGCUCCUCCCAGGCAGUGACGUGCAAACCAUCGUUGUCCAGCCUCUGUGGACCAGCUCCUCCCCGUUGGGCCUAGAGGGCCGGAAUAGCAGGUUGAACCCCAUCAAGACACACUCGGCCUGCUGUUGGCACCCAGGGUACAAACAGCCCUGUGCAAAACCAUAGCCCUGGCCCUCUAAGGCCACCAGGCACCCUGUCUAGUGAUACCCUAGGAGGCACAGUUCCCUAUCUUGGGUCCCCCUCCUUCAUGUCCUCUGUACCUGUGACCUCCUACCCAGAUCCCAUGUCCUCCCCAAAGCCAUGGGAGGUGAACCCUCCACACUGUUUCCCCAAAUGAUUUUUUUUAAAAUAAAGGAGAGAAACAUC
Messenger RNA from Arvicola amphibius (Eurasian water vole), 2546 nucleotides. RefSeq names its product BTB domain containing 2 (gene Btbd2). Lineage: Eukaryota; Metazoa; Chordata; Mammalia; Rodentia; Cricetidae. The record is from RefSeq and is a predicted model, not a curated record. Gene Ontology annotation, molecular function: protein binding. Gene Ontology annotation, biological process: neurogenesis. Gene Ontology annotation, cellular component: P-body; cytosol.